UACUGUCCCUGAUGUUUUACUAAACUCGUUUGCCAUUUCCCCACUUGGCUGGAACACAGCAGUCUCGGCUGGAAGGAAGACCUCACUCCCUAUAGACGGCAAGAGACUUCAACGGGGGGAAAAGAGAGGGGAGACAUGGCAGCCUUGGUGCUGCUCUGUCUGCUGUCAGUGCUGCCAUGCUCCACAGCAACACUAAUGAGAUCUCCACUUGAGGAGCAAUUUCUACACUCCCUGAAUCAAAAGGAUAUGGUGUUUUAUUUUGGUGUUGGUUCUGCUGCCUCAGUGCCUGAGUUUCAGCUCUUCUGGGCCAACUGUACCACCAUGGACCACCUCACUGGCCCCCGGCCAUGCUCCUCUGAGGCCCAUGGGAAGCGCUUUUUGCUUGGACCUGGGGUGAAGAAUUUGUCCCUCCCCUGUCGGUACUCAGUAGAGACAGCCCUAAACACCAUUGUCACAAGGAAAAUUAAUUCCAUGUCUUGUCAGCAGGGAAACGUUCUUAAUCCGCCUUUAGUUAGAAGAUUUCUUACCGUCUGUGCUGGGAAAAUCAAAGGCAUGGUGGUUGCAGGGGCCGAGACACUAUACAUUCAGCCAGUGCUCCAUCAGCACAUGUAUCUGACUGAAGCCAGGAGAACUGCCAGCCCAGGAACACCCCACCUGGUGUUCCACCAGUCCUUUAAUGCCAAAAGCCACCCCAGACACUCUCACAUGAAGAGGUUGCCUCGCAGUCGGUCGGCCAUGAUGCCCGAGGUGUCCCACCUAGAGCUACUAGUGGUAGUGGGGCCUGACGUCCAGCUGAUCCAUAGACAGGACACAGAGAGAUACAUCCUCACCAACCUCAACAUUGCCUCAGAGCUUCUGAGGGACACGACGCUGGGUGCCAACAUAAGAGUGCAUCUGGUCCGCAUGAUCAUCCUCACAGAGGAUGUCACAGAGACGGAGGUCAACAUCUCCACCAACAUCUCCUCAUCCCUGAGGAGUGUGUGUGAUUGGGCCAGAAGAGUCAACCCGACUAACGACACAGACCCCUUGCAUGCUGACCUUGUGCUGUACAUAACAAGAUUUGACCUUGAGCUGCCAAAUGGAAACAAGCAGGUGAGGGGUGUGGCCCAGCUAGGCGGGGCUUGCUCUAGCCAGUGGAGCUGUGUGAUCACAGAGGACACAGGUUUUGAUCUGGGCAUCACAAUCGCUCAUGAGAUAGGCCACAGUUUUGGUAUAAACCACGAUGGGAUGGGCAACACGUGCAGCAGCAGUGGCUUUAUGAUGGCCUCUGAUGGAGGCUACAACAGUGUGGAUCUGACCUGGUCUCCGUGCAGUAGACAGCAGCUGCAGACAUUCUUCAGUGAAGGCAAUGCUGACUGUCUGAAAGACUUGCCCAUUCUGGGAGGAUCUCUGCAAGACUGGAAGCCAGGCCUUUACUAUGGAGUGGAUGACCAGUGUCGCAUAGCGUUUGGGAGCACUGCCAGAGCCUGCUCUUUCACCAACACUGACCUGCCUGUAUGCCGUGUUCUUUCCUGCCACAUCAAACCGGGGGACAACCGUGUCUGCAAACGCCUGCUGGUGCCUCUGUUGGAUGGGACAGAAUGUGCACCCAACCAGUGGUGCCUAAAGGGUCGCUGCGUGUCCCCAAACCAGUUCAGUCCUUCUUCCUCUGUGGUGGUGCAUGGCUCCUGGUCCAGCUGGUCCCAGUUCUCCCCCUGCUCACGGACAUGUGGCGGUGGCAUCACCUCGCGGACCAGGCAAUGCAACAACCCUCGACCUGCAUUUGGUGGGAAUGAUUGCAAGGGUAGAGAUUUGGAGGCUGAACUUUGUCACCGGCAGCUGUGUGAGAAGACCCAGCUGGCCUUCAUGGCAGAGCAGUGCUCAAAGACGGAUUUCCAACCCCUGUACCUGUCCCCCAAAAAGGCCUCUUUCUACAGCUGGAUCCCCGCUGUGGGCUUUGACACAGGGGAAGAACAGUGCAGGUACAUCUGCCAGUCUGAGGGAGAAAACUUCAUUGUGAGUCGUGGCUCUCAGUUUGUGGAUGGGACUCGGUGCGAACCCAACACUCCAGCUUCCCUCGGCUCCACUACAGCUUGUCUUGGAGGGACGUGCCAGGUGUUUGGCUGUGAUGGAGUGUUGCAGUCUGGGAAGGUGGAGGAUGUGUGUGGGAUAUGUGGAGGAGAUGGCUCCUCCUGCAGUCUCACCACUAAGUCUUACAGUGGAGGUCAGGCCAGAGAGUAUGUCACAUUCCUGACCCUGCCAGUGAAUGCUACUCAGGUUCAAAUUGUCAACAUGGCACCUGUCUUCACUCAUCUUGCUGUGUUGGUUGAAGAUCAAUAUGUUGUGUCUGGAAGUGGCAGCAUCGCAUUAAACCUCACUCACCCCUCUCCUCUGGAGGAUGGUCAUCUGAUUUAUCGGCUCUAUCUUACCCCUGACCUCCUACCUCUCAUGGAGGAACUACUGCUGCCUGGACCUGUUACAAAGGAAACACACAUACAGGUCUAUCGGAAAUAUGGAAAAGAAUUUGGAGAGCAAACUAGUCCAAACAUCACAUACAAAUUAUACACACCCAUCAGCAAUAAUGUUCUUACACAACAGAUGCCCAGGGGCAAGUGGAAUGUUGUUACAACCUCCUGCUCAGUCACCUGUGGCUCAGGCAUACAGAAACCUGUGUAUGUUUGUGUGGACGAAGGCACUAAGGAACAUCUGGAGGACUUAUACUGUGACUCAGUUCCCAGUCCCCUUCCUCAACAGGCAGCCUGUCACCUUUCCGCUUGUCCACCCAGCUGGGAGACGGGAGAGUUUGGGCCCUGCAGUGCUUCGUGUGGUGGUGGAGAGGCACUACGUCCUGUGAGAUGUGUCCAGAGGCAAGGAGCUGGAAUCCAACAGGUGCCGGCUUCUCAGUGUUCAAAAGACUCAGCUCCACAGUCAGUGGAUAGAUGCAACCUUCAACCCUGCCCCACAAGGUGGACUGCGUCAGAACUCGGGGUGUGUUCAGCGGUCUGUGGGCCAGGAGAGGCCAAACGUGUUGUGACAUGUGUGCGGUCCGAAGGGGGUCGCGAUGUUGCGGUCGACCACAGCUUGUGUUCUGGGCUCUUCAAACCCCCCGUGUCGGUGGCCUGCGUGGUGGAUGUCUGUCCCAUCGGAUGGGAGUCCAACAGAGAGGAUCCACUAAUAAUCAACAACUCCCCUGAUCUGAGCUCCACAAGCCGCGCAGUGUACGUGUGGAGUCCUGUGAUUGGCCGAUGCUCGAAGACCUGUGGGAAUGGAACCCUGCACGUGUGGUUCUCUUGCAUGGAGCACUACAGCAUGCUGGGGGUGCCUGAGGUUCUCUGUGAUGCGUCCAGGAAACCGCUGCCACGCACGGAACCCUGCAACCCUUUCCCAUGCCCUCCUACGUGGCGCUACAAGCAGGGAGGGUGCAGUGUGUCGUGCGGUGGAGGCUUGGCCCACAGGGUUCUCUACUGCUCCCAGGAGACCAUGGGACAGGAGGAAGAGGUUGCAGACAGUACAGAGUGUAUGAACGUGACCAAACCCAUAGCGCUGGUCACGUGCAACUCCUUCAGCUGUCCAGCCAGGUGGAAAGUGCUGGGGACGGCGGCCUGUUCUGUCUCUUGCGACCUGGGGGUAGCCAGGAGGCAUAUAGCCUGUGUUGAGUCAAUCCACGGACUGGACAGCGAGGUCUCUGAGGAGAGGUGCCCUCCAGCCGUUAAGCCUGCCACCACGGUGCCAUGUCUGGCGCAGGCGUGCACCGUAAAAUGGGACGUUAAAGACUGGAGUCCGUGUUCUGUGUCCUGUGGGUAUGGGGUCCAGUCCAGAGCAGUGUCUUGCAUGGGACCCAUCAAGCCGGAGCCCCUCAGCCCACUACACUGCAUGCACAUGGCUAAGCCCAUCACUAUCCGGGGCUGCCAGAUGGGUGACUGCGGGCUCAUGAGGAAGACUACACUCCACACCCACUACUACAGUGCCAAUGGGCCCUCACUUGAGAGCAGGGACCAGGGCAUGGAGGUCACUCCCAUGGUGGAGUCUCCACCUGUCAGCCUGACCCAGACACCUUCCACUGUAACAGAGAUGACCACCCCACAGACUGACAAAGCCACGCCCACCUCCACCCCAAAAACCAGUCCAUGUGGACAGCUUCUGCUAGAAGAGUCUGGCACAGUGGACUUGAGACAUGAGAUAGGUCGCUGCAUCCUGUCUAUAGGCCGGCCCCUGGAUGAGGUCAUCUACAUCAAAGUAGAGUCCAGCUCCUUAAGCUGCAAAACAAGGGAGUAUGUGGCGUUCUAUGAUCGACUGGUACUGGUCAGGAAGUGUGGGCAGUUAAAGGACACUGAACUGACCUCCAGGACUAAUGUGCUGCUGGUAAGGCAGAAUCUCCUAUCACCAGGAAAUGGAGCACUGCUCACUUACAGCAGUCAGAAGAACACCAAGAAAAAUCAUUAUCAGGACUGUGAUGUCCAGCUGUUCGCUCCCAGUGGGGUCAUUGUGAAUCCAAUAGUGACUUCACAGGUGGACAGUCAUACGUGCCGGGUGUUCAUCAAUGCCCCUCCUUCAGUAAAGAUCAGGAUCCAGGCUCUGAGCAUUGGCCCUUUCGUCAACAACACAGAAGUCCAGUCCACUUUUAUUAUGAUACGGGAUGUGGAUGUUUUGAAAACCACAGUGUUCAAGGGCCAACAGCUUUUUCACUGGCAAUCUGCUGGAAAUAUGGCGGAGAUUGAAUUCCAUGGCGAGUACCUGCAAAGCAACAGAAGUUUCCAAGCUAAUUACUCAUUUAUAGAGACUUGAUCCGUGGCUUGCCUUUCUGUACUUCUGUAAUUAACUAGACAGGGAUUUUAAGGACAAUGUAACAAAAAAAAUUCCCCUGGAGUUUUUCCUUAGUUUAAGAAUUGUUGUUAGAUUUUGUAACAUGAAAAUAAAUACUCAAGGUAUAAAAAAUAA
This is a messenger RNA of Esox lucius (northern pike), 4917 nucleotides long. It is a transcript of the gene adamts13, whose product is annotated as ADAM metallopeptidase with thrombospondin type 1 motif, 13. The transcript is spliced from 31 exons. Gene Ontology annotation, molecular function: metalloendopeptidase activity. Gene Ontology annotation, biological process: extracellular matrix organization; proteolysis. The record is from RefSeq and is a predicted model, not a curated record. The coding region runs from base 136 to 4764 and encodes 1542 amino acids. Gene Ontology annotation, cellular component: extracellular matrix. Lineage: Eukaryota; Metazoa; Chordata; Actinopteri; Esociformes; Esocidae.